Cynara cardunculus var. scolymus (artichoke) is the source of this 1330-nucleotide messenger RNA. Its product is annotated as peroxidase 55. The transcript has 3 exons. Bases 207 to 1187 code for a protein of 326 amino acids. The record is from RefSeq and is a predicted model, not a curated record. Gene Ontology annotation, biological process: response to oxidative stress; hydrogen peroxide catabolic process. Lineage: Eukaryota; Viridiplantae; Streptophyta; Magnoliopsida; Asterales; Asteraceae. Gene Ontology annotation, molecular function: peroxidase activity; heme binding.
GGUGAGUAUACGAGGGUGAAAAAAAGUGACGUAAGGGGUGGGAUACAAACCCCUGCUAAUAAUAUUACAACUGCUGUAUUUAGCUGACCCUUCAACCUUGUCAACUCUCUACACCUUAUCAUUAACAACCCUAAGCUGAAUUUUCCACCAUCAUUUCCAGUUUUCCCCUCGCCAUUCUGUUUACCUUCUUAGAAACUGACAGAUCCAUGGCGGUGGGAUGCCGGAAGAGCUUGCUUUACUGCUUCAUCAUGGUGGUGGUUCUUACCGGAAAAGGAAAAGGUCAACUGGUUCAGAAUUUCUAUGCUUCCACCUGUCCAAUGGCGGAAGCCCUCAUAAAACAGGCGGUUACCACCAAGUUCAGCCAGACUUUCACCACCAUUCCGGCCACCCUUCGUCUCUUUUUCCAUGACUGCUUCGUUGAGGGUUGUGAUGCUUCCAUUAUGAUCGCAUCGCCAAAUGGAGAUGCCGAAAAGGAUGCACAAGAUAAUUUGUCGCUCGCUGGUGACGGGUUUGAUACCAUUAUCAAAGCUAAGCAAGCGGUUGAGUCCGUUUGCCCUGGUGUUGUGUCGUGUGCUGACGUUUUGACCAUCGCCACCCGAGAUGUCGUGAGCCUGGCCGGGGGACCUUUGUAUGAUGUGGAAUUAGGAAGGCGAGAUGGGCUUAUUUCACAGGCGUCACGGGUUGCCGGAAACCUACCGGAGCCGUUCUUCAAUCUCGAUCAACUUAACUCCAUGUUUGCACGACACAACCUAACGGAGAUUGAUAUGAUCGCGCUUUCCGGAGCCCACACGCUCGGAUUCUCCCACUGCAAUCGCUUUGCUAACCGUCUCUACUCGUUUUCAUCAGCCGCUGCGGUUGACCCAUCUUUAGAUCCAACCUAUGCUCAAGAAUUGAUGGACGCAUGCCCUCGAAACGUGGACCUAAGUAUAGCCGUAAAUAUGGAUCCGGAAACUCCGACCACCUUUGAUAAUGUUUAUUACCGGAACCUACUAGCCGGCAAGGGUUUGUUUACAUCGGAUCAAGUUCUCUUCACGGACUCAUCAUCCCAACCGACGGUCAAUGACUUCGCCAACAACCCACAAGAUUUUAACUCCGCCUUUAUAACUGCGAUGAGGAAGCUCGGGCAAACGGGUGUCAAAACGGGAAACCAAGGCGAGAUAAGGAGGGACUGCACAACCUUUAAUUAACGUAACUUAUUAUACUACAACAAAAUUUGUUUUAUACGAUUCCAAAUGUGUAUAAAUACAUAGGACUCGAGUUUACGGGUGUAAACAAACAUGUGUCUUAUGUAAAUGUGUUAUAAUAAGUUGAUUACAGAACACUUUUAAAU